AGGGAUUUGGAAGAUGAAGUCACUCCAAGUGUUAUGAGGACAUCAGCAGAAAACUAACAUUUGGACUCAAGACAUCUUGCAGCAGGAUCAAGCUCAGACGGAUGUAAUGGUGUGGAAACGCACUCUCGAGUUAUCAGACUUUUGAGUCAGCCAAACAAAGGAUGGGUAGACGAGCCGCCGACCUGACAACUCCGGUUCCAGUUUUAGGCGUCCCUGCCCUGGUUGGAGUGCGCGGUUGGAGGACGACAGGAGGAGACAGAAGCGGAGGAGCCCUGCUGCUGCAGACGUGGGGACCUCAGUGCAGCGUUGGUGUUCAGACGUCCCCAGGGAUCAGCAGACCAUGCGCCCAGCACAGCGUGCAGCUAACUGAUACGCUCUCAACGCCAUCAGAUAGCAUUGCUCAAACAUCCAGCAGCUAUAUAACCAAGGAAACAGAGGAGGUAUUGCUGCUAACAAGGAGUGACAAGGAGAAAAGGGCUAUUUUAAAACAGAAAAGUGGGGAAUCCAAGACCAAAAAGGAAGUGACUUUCAAAGCACUUGGAGGUGAGGUCUCGGAGGAUGUGGCCUGCAGUCAGAGGAGCAGUUGUGGGACUUAUUGCUAUGCCAGGGCAAUCAAGACCAACCCACACUUUGCAGGGAAUGUGACUAAUGUCAGGCCUAAAUUGACCCGCUACACCAACGGCAGCGUGGUUGAUUCAGAUGCAAUUGGUGGAAUAAGCGUUCACAGCGAUGAAGUGGAGCCAGUUAAGAGUGCUUGUGGUAGAGACCAAACUAGACUGCAAGGUCAUUAUGCAGAGCGGUGUGGGAAGACACUGCUGUUAUCAGCCGCCCGACCUUUCGGUGUGACACAAAAAAUAUGCAGCCAUUGCGGCGGCAGACAGUCUGCAGCCACCAGAGUUGCGACAUCAGUGGAGAAAAGCUCUCCUGCUGAGGGGAAACCAUUGAAGUCAGCCCUCACCUCGCUCUCUACUUCCAUGAUGCCCCAUAUUGACAAAAACCUCAAGCCAAGCCAUCAUGACAUCUCAGACAAACACAUUAAUCCCAAACUGUUGUAUUUCAGUGAAGAACUAAAGUAUGGCAAACACCCAGCAUGCCCGGUGCACUCCAGGGGCAAUUUGCUCAAUUUGUCACAGACACAUGCUGCCGGUGAUGCAACAUCCCCUCAACACACAACCAUCCUCCAUGCAAAAACCAUCACUGUCACUCAAGCAACUAUUGAAACAAGACAUGAGGACGCAGGUAUAAAUCCUCUCCCAAAAACAUUACAGGAUGGUAAAAUCCCUCGACCAACAAGUCUAGCGUUGACUCCGCAGAUGGCCAUUGCUACCAAACCAAACAACCCCUAUUCACACACUUAUCCUAAGCAACUCAAAUCAGUACGACACAACUCUAACGUGCCUCAAAGUGUGUUUGUAUCUGUGCACCCUACACCUGAGAAUACUCUGACUGCACCUUCUUAUUCGCACACUAAAGCUGCAGUCAAUACUUGUAAAACAACCACAACGUCAAAUUCGACACUGACGUCCACUGAAAGCCUACCCACCAAAGUUGUUCAACGUGAAAUGCAUGCAGCACAAGUAAACAUAGCAAUGAAUAGCCCGAGAUUGACCCCUAAACGUCCCACAUUGUCACCGGCAGCCAAUGCAUCACAGACCAUUCAUAAAUCAGAAAUAACGGCACAACCUGCACAUGCAAGUUUGCCACGUAUCCCAUGCAAUGCAGGUCAAAUACCACACGCAAUGCCCUCCUCAAAUAGCAAAUCACCAAGUAAAGCGUCUUUGAUGAAUAGUGUUGUCUCGCAGAGCACUUUAACUCGUAACUCUAAUUCACACACAAGCACUAAACAUAAAUCUGUUGCCGCACAAAUUCACUUUAUUCACCGAAAAUCCUCAAAAUCAGAACCGACACUUCAUUUUUCCGCAGCACCUCUAAACACAGCACCAUAUGCAGCAAAGCCCCUAGACUCAAGAGCUAGGUUGCCUCCAAGUGCAGCUCCCAGCUCUGCGUCUCCAUGCAGCAGCGCUCGAUUAAAAAAUAAAGCCCUGAAGAACUCCUCCAUCAACCUGAAAAAUCCACCACCCACAGCCUCCACUUCCUCUUCAUCUACAUUGACAGGAAACCAAAGUAGUGCCUGUGUUUCAGGUACAACUUCACUUCAAUCCACAUCACAAAACAGCAAAGAUCUGAGUCAUAAUGAAGCGCCUCACGUAAAUCAACCUGAGCACAAGCGAGGAACAGACGGGAAAGCUCAAAGUGGUAAUGAGUCUGGUGUGUGCGGCAAUCAGGAAAACAACUCCACGUCAGUUUCUCUUUCUGAGCUGUUAAACGUGUCAAAAACUCACAACAAAGGCAGCGAUGUGAACAUCCACGAUCCCGCCUCAACCAUUAGCCCCUAUACUGAAUCGUAUACUGAUGAAAACAAAUCCAAUGGUAAUCUAAUCAAUGAAUUAGUUGUGCAUGAGUCAAGUGACCAUGAAAAUUCAAAUCUGUCCCAGGUCACCAACCUUCAGAAUCACAUUUCCCUAAUUAAGUCAAGCAGCUCUCGUCUGCAGGGUCACAUAAACACAGAACAACAAAGGCUCGCACAUUAUCAAGGAUACACAGAGACAAAACACGAGGGACACUUUGCCGCAUGCCCACCAGUGAAAACAGCCUCGGAGAUGGAUACAAAUACAGAGCAGUUUGCCUUGGGUGUAUCAGUCAGGCAUGCAAAUAUUCAUCUUAAAUCCAAUGCAGAUAAAAAGACACUUCCAAGCUACUCUGCAAUAGCACAAACAAACUGUGAACCCACUGCUAGUGCAAACCCCGUCACCGAACCUUCAGUCCACCAAAGCUCUGAUACCUCCCCACAGGUACCUAUAAGUCUGGUUCAUUCUUUCACUGCACCAGCCCCUUUCACCAGCGAGCGAGAGCUCUGUAUGCACACAGGCCCUGAAUGUAACUCCACAUUGCCGUCAUCAACAAUGCACUCUGCAUCCCUUCCCCGCCUCCGGUCCUGCGGGGCAGAGGCAAUCGUCAGACCGGAUUCAAAGUUUAGCCCUGCUCCCCCUCAGCUGUGCCCAGAGGACACCAGCCUGGCUCACUCCCACCCAGCUGCUGCAGCCCUGUUGCUGCCUCCUUCCCCACAGUGCUGCAAAUCAGCAGCCCUACAGCAGAGGCUGGAGAGCGUGGAGGCCAGCCUGGCGGCCAACAAGGACAGGAUCACCACUCUGCUUAACAUUAUCCAUGACCUGGAGACAUGCCACACUCCUACCAGCGGUCGGCGAUGCUACAAAACUGGACAGGACCUCAAAAACUGCUCAACCUGCCAGAAGACUGCUUGUAUUGUCUACAGUGUGGAGUACGACUUCAGGCAGCAGGAAAAACGCUUUAUGGAGAUUCUGAAUCGUACAGCAAGAAGAAACAACUCUUUCUCCGUGCACCUAUCCCAGCCCCUGAACUUCAGCCUGCUCAGAAAUGUCAUCAUUAAGAACUUAACAAAGUCAAAGGUGAGGAGCAAAAAGCUGUGCAAGACCCUGUUCAAAUGGCUUCCCAGGAAAAUCCAGCAAGUGUAAACCUCUCAACAAAAUACCUGUGUGCUGUUUAAUAGCCAUAAGCCUGUGUUACAAGUGACCAGCAGACGCCUUUGCAGGCGUCUCACCUCUCACCCACAGAAAGAGAUUACUCUGAAUUAAGCUCUCACCCAGCAGAGUUCCUCUCUCCUGCACAUUGUCAAAGCUUACAAACAUGAUUUUGUAUUUAAAUUUGCUCCUGAUCUUUAUGACCUUCAGCUGCUAUCAUCUGUAACGGAUUCUUUAUGUCACAUUUGAAAGGUAAUGUUAUUUUGUUGUCAAUAUGCCUGCUGAAAAUAUAAGGCAGAUUUUUUUUAUCUUAUAUUCCAUAGGAGAUUCUGUUGCACUGUUAUGAUUAAUGAGUUUCAGGUGUUACAUUUCCUCAAUUGUUCCCCUAAACCUGCUUCUCCCAACACUAAAUGUGCAGUAUAAAACAUGUUUUUGAACGGAAUUAUUUUGAAAUGCAAAAAUAAAUCAGAAUUUCCUGAU
Molecule: messenger RNA, 4040 nt
Organism: Plectropomus leopardus (leopard coralgrouper)
Lineage: Eukaryota; Metazoa; Chordata; Actinopteri; Perciformes; Serranidae
Source: RefSeq, a predicted model, not a curated record